Pestalotiopsis fici W106-1 is the source of this 2034-nucleotide messenger RNA. RefSeq lists its product as uncharacterized. The record is from RefSeq and is a predicted model, not a curated record. NCBI's taxonomy places the organism in Eukaryota, Fungi, Ascomycota, Sordariomycetes, Amphisphaeriales, Sporocadaceae. Gene Ontology annotation, biological process: tetrahydrofolate interconversion. Bases 1 to 2034 code for a protein of 677 amino acids. The transcript has a single exon. Gene Ontology annotation, molecular function: FAD binding; methylenetetrahydrofolate reductase [NAD(P)H] activity. Gene Ontology annotation, cellular component: cytosol.
AUGGAGAAAAUCACCGACAAGAUCGCCGCCCUGCCGGCUGAUGCGAAUUACUUCUCGCUCGAAUUCUUCCCGCCCAAGACGGCCAUGGGCUUUUCCAACCUGCGCGACCGUCUCGACCGCAUGGCUCGCGCCCUCCGACCGCUGUUUGUAAACGUGACUUGGGGCGCCGGAGGAUCGACUGCCAGCAAGUCCCUCGAGCUCGCCGAAAUAUGCCAGCGCGAACUCAACCUUACGACUUGUCUGCACCUGACCUGCACCAACAUGAGCCGGAAGCAGAUCGAUGGCGCUCUGGAGGAUGCCAAGGCUCUGGGAAUACGAAACAUUCUGGCAUUGAGAGGCGAUCCGCCCCGGGCGGCCGAGUAUCAAGACCCGAACGAGGACCCGGAAAACGCUAUCGACGAGGGGUUCGUGUGGGCGAUUGAUCUAGUGCGAUACAUCAAGAAGAACUAUGGCGACUACUUCUGUAUCGGUGUCGCCGCGUACCCAGAGGGCCACGCUGAUGAGAGUCACCCCAUGGGCCAGAGCCUGGAGCACGAUCUUCCUUACCUGGUUGAGAAGACUCAGGCUGGCGCCGACUUUAUCAUGACCCAGCUCUUCUUUGACACGGAUGCCUAUGAAAAGUUUGAGCGCACACUGAGAGAGCACCCGAGCGGCGCCUUCAACAAUGUUCCGAUCCUGCCCGGUCUCAUGCCUAUUCAGAGCUAUCAGAUGAUCAAGAGAACUACCAAGCUCAGCCACGCCAGAAUCCCGGAUCACCUGAUGGCUCGUCUGGACGCCGUCAAGAAGGAUGACGAAAAGGUCAAGAGCGUUGGUGUGGACAUUGUCAGUGAAAUCAUUGAAAAGGUCAAGGCGAUCAAGAGUAGAACCCCGGGCCCACGCGGCUUCCAUUUCUACACAUUGAACCUGGAAAAGGCGGUUUCCUUCAUCAUCGAGAGAAGCGACCUGAUUCCCCCGACCACUCCUGACGAUCUCGAAGAAGAGGCCGUGGUGGAUGAUCUCAUCUCCGUCCCGACUCUCCAGGUUAAUGGCUCCGCCCACGAUUCGACGGCUGUUGCUUCGCUUCGACGCAGCUCGCGCCGACACUCUUCGAUCGGUUCGGACCCUCGCAACCGGGUCAUUGUCAGUGACCGACCACUAUCGCACCCCGAAUACGAAACGAGCGCAGCCGACGCCAGCAUACCUGCCGAGCCGAUCAACACGCGCGCCAACACUCUUGCCAUCUCCGAAGGAGAGGGAGUCCUGGGACGGGAGGCAACGUGGGAUGACUUUCCCAACGGUCGAUGGGGUGAUGCUAGAUCACCAGCGUACGGAGAGAUUGACGGCUACGGCCCAACGCUGCACGUAACCAAUGCGCAAGCGCUCAAGCUCUGGGGCCAUCCCACGAAGCGGGAAGACAUUAGCAAUCUCUUUGUCAAACACCUCCAGGGCGAGCUCGAGGCGAUACCGUGGAGCGAAGAGGACCUCAAUGCCGAGACCAACACGAUUGCUCCGCAACUCUUGCAGCUCAACACCAAGGGCUGGUGGACCGUGGCGUCGCAGCCCGCCAUCAACGGCCUCCCGUCGACCGACCCGACGUUUGGCUGGGGUCCCACGCAGGGCUUUGUGUUCCAAAAGGCCUUUGUCGAGUUCUUUGUGCCCUCGGCCGAGUGGAAGGUUCUCUACGAGAAACUGCAGAGCUCCGAGGUCCAGGAUACCGUCUGCUUCUACGCCGCCAACGCCAAGGGCGACUUUGUGUCGUCGGACAUGACGGGCGGGCUCGAGGGCCAGCAGGUGCGGCAGGCGAGCACCAAUGCCGUGACGUGGGGCGUGUUCCCCGGCAAGGAGAUUGUCACGCCCACCAUUAUCGAAGAGGUCAGUUUCCGGGCCUGGAGCGAGGAGGCGUUUGGCAUCUUUGCCGAGUGGGCCAAGGUCUACGGCAAGGAGUCGGAAAGCGCCAAGCUGCUCGAGGGCACUCUACAGGACUUGUGGCUGGUCAACAUCAUCCACCACGACUAUGUCGAAAAGGAUGCGCUCUGGAAUCUGCUGCUCAACUAG